Thlaspi arvense is the source of this 573-nucleotide messenger RNA. NCBI's taxonomy places the organism in Eukaryota, Viridiplantae, Streptophyta, Magnoliopsida, Brassicales, Brassicaceae. The record is from the annotation of a GenBank genome assembly.
AUGACGGCAUUCGCUUCACUUCCUCUUCCGUCACUGUCCCUCUCUCCCCCCACCAUCCAACCACCGAGACCCCUUGCCUCUGUUCUGCAACCUCCAAUUGACAUCCCAAACCCUGUUAUCCGCCACUAUCGUGAGAACCAAGUCUGCAAUCGACCAGUUCCUCCAAACCUGAAGACCAACGAGCGAACGAGUCCAUUUCACUCCAAAUCGUCCUUAUUGUGCUCGGCGUCGUGGUUGGCUUUGACCCGACCCGACGGUCCCGUUACUUCCGGCGGGUCCGAGGCCGUGGUGACUCAACCCAAAGGCAGCCACUCAGCUUCGGGGCGGCAUGAGGAGGAGAGAGUGUUGAUCAGUGAGGUGUUGGUGAGGAACAAGGAUGGGGAGGAGAUGGAGCGCAGGGACCUCGAGGACGAGGCUCUCGCAGCGCUCAAGGCGUGCCGCCCCAACUCCGCCCUCACUGUUCGGGAGGUUAAAGAGGACGUGCAUAGGAUAAUUGAUACCGGAUACUUCUGUUCUUGCUUGCCCGUAGCCGUUGAUACCCGGGAUGGUAUCCGUCUAGUAUUUCAGGCAUGA